AUCACAUCUUACAGGGUACACGGCAUAAUUCAAAAUUCGUAAUAAUCGAAAGAGCUUAAUUGUUGUUAGACGUCCAAUGUAAAACAACUUUUCCAGGUGGUGUGUUUUGAAAAAAAUGGCUGGUUUUUGGUUGACAAAUAAGAGAAUAACUGAUCUAAAUAUACGGCACAUUUAUGGAGGUCCAGAGCCCUUUGGUAAACAUAGAAUCACCAAAGUGACGCGCACCUUCAGUCUCAGAACGAAAGAAAAAGAGGAACAGAGGACCGAAGCCUUACAGAGGCGAAUGAGAAGAAGGCUGUUCGAUGCGAAUUCUCGAGGGGAGUAUGUCGUUCCACGUGCCCCGGCAUUCAGGGAGCUUGACCAGGAAGGGAUAGAGGAAAUAGUAAUGAGGUUAAACCAUCCCAAAAGCGCACCAGCUCUACGCCAAAGUCUGUCCAGUAGGUCGUCAGGUGAAGAGAAUAACAGUGCGAAAAAACAGAAAACACUUUCGGAGCAAGAAUUGAAUAAUGUUUCAAUUCGUUUGCAUAAUCACGAAACACACAUGAGCCGUAUGAGAAGCGGAAAGGGAGAUCGAUUUCCGCCUUCGUCCAGCAGGAUCAGUGUGAGUAGAUCGCACAGUUCGCGCCAUUAAAUGGAAUUAGGAUAUUUUUUAUGUGAUAACGAGGUGGCCAGUUGAACUUUAUUACAUGCAUCGAUAUCAAUAUUGUGUUUCGCUAGGACAAUCAUUGUGAACAGAGUGUCCCAGUAUUGUUACAUGUGACAAUCAAAAACUUCCAUAGGAACAAACUCUAAAGU
This is a messenger RNA of Saccostrea cuccullata (small rock oyster), 795 nucleotides long. RefSeq lists its product as uncharacterized. The transcript has a single exon. Bases 116 to 631 code for a protein of 171 amino acids. The record is from RefSeq and is a predicted model, not a curated record. NCBI's taxonomy places the organism in Eukaryota, Metazoa, Mollusca, Bivalvia, Ostreida, Ostreidae.